This is a messenger RNA of Cokeromyces recurvatus, 1404 nucleotides long. RefSeq names its product WD40-repeat-containing domain protein. Gene Ontology annotation, cellular component: nucleus. Gene Ontology annotation, molecular function: histone binding. Lineage: Eukaryota; Fungi; Mucoromycota; Mucoromycetes; Mucorales; Mucoraceae. Gene Ontology annotation, biological process: regulation of gene expression. The record is from RefSeq and is a predicted model, not a curated record. The transcript has 10 exons. Bases 1 to 1287 code for a protein of 428 amino acids.
AUGGAGUAUGAAAUUGAUAAUAGCAAUGUGAAUGCUAUUAAAGAAGGAGAAAAUUUAAUCAAUGAAGAAUACAAGAUCUGGAAAAAGAAUUCACCAUUCUUAUAUGAUCUUGUUAUUUCACAUGCGUUGGAAUGGCCUAGCUUAACUUGUCAAUGGUUUCCUGAUGUAGAAAAUCGACCCGAUAAAAACUAUAAAACUCAACGUUUACUACUUGGCACACAUACAAAUGACGAAGAGCCUAAUUAUCUUAUGAUUGCAAAUGUUCAACUACCCAAAGAUAAUCAAGAUAUUGACCUGAGGAAAUAUGAAGAAAGCACAAAUGAGAUUGGAGGCUAUGGUUCCUUUAAUGAUGCACAUAUUCAUAUAACACAAAAGAUUGUUCAUGAUGGGGAAGUGAAUAGAGCAAGAUAUCAAUAUGAAAAUCCUAAUAUUAUUGCUACAAAAUCAAGGACAGGUGAAGUAUAUGUAUUUGAUAGAACAACUCAUGAAUCUUUUCCAAAAGAAAAUGAACCUUUUAAUCCUGCUUUAAGAUUAAGAGGUCAUACAGAAGAAGGUUAUGGCUUAGCUUGGAAUCCGCAUAAAACAAAAUCAAAUCAUUUACUUAGUGCUGGACUUGAUCAAGUGAUUGUUCAUUGGGAUAUUGCUGCUGCUUCAAAAGAAAAGCGGAUACUAGAACCAUUACAAAUCUAUAGAGCACAUACAAAUGCAGUUAUGGAUGUAGCAUGGCAUAUGAGACAUGAUUCUAUUUUUGCUUCUGUAGGUGAUGAUAAGCGCCUCAUAGUUUGGGACACUCGAGAAGAAUCAUAUCAGCCAAUACAUAGUGUUAUUGCCCAUGAAGCAGAAGUGAAUUGUGUUGGGUUUAGUCCAGGAAAUGAAUGGAUUUUAGCUACUGGCUCAUCUGAUAAGACAGCAGCAUUAUGGGAUUUACGUAACUUGAAUAACAAAUUACAUUUAUUAAAAAAACAUGAGGAAGACAUUGUGCAACUUGCUUGGUCACCUCAUCAUGAAGCUAUAUUAGCCACAGCAAGUUAUGAUAGAAGAAUUUGUGUAUGGGAUUUGGCAAGGAUUGGAGAUGAACAAACACCUCAAGAUGCAGAAGAUGGUCCUCCUGAACUACUGUUUAUACACGGUGGACAUACAAGUAAAAUUUCAGAUUUUGCAUGGAAUCCUGCAGAGCCUUGGAUGCUUGCGAGUACAGCAGAAGAUAAUAUACUUCAAACUUGGCAAAUGGCAAGUACAAUAUAUGGUCAAGAGCUACAUGAUGAAUCUGAUAAAAUGGAGCACUAAAAAAAAAAAGAAGUGGUUGCGAUUAUGCGCAUAUUAAAGAUAUUUCAAAAUUUAUAUAGUCAUUUAUAUACUUGAAUAGAAUAAAGUUAAAUAUAUUAGCAGCAUUUUACAAAUAGG